UUGUCUUUACUAGAAACAGUAAUUGCAAACGUGAACUUCAUAUUUACUGAAAGCGGUAGACUGCUUCACCCUGACUCAUGGAAAGGAGUCCAGAUAUUGGAUUCACUGUGAAAAGUUCAAAAGGAAGAAUAAAGAGGCAGAGGAUCUUCUAGAAUUGUGUUCCCAUCAGCAUGUUGAGAUGGAAAGGUGUGAAAGUAAAGAGCUUGAUGUUGAAAUAAGGAACCUGAUAGAGAGGAGUGGUGCUUCCAAGUCGUGUGAGGACUCUGAACCUAUUGCCCAAGGGAGUCUGAACCACCAGAGGACUUCAUGUUCCCCUAAGACCCGCAGUGAGACGAAUGCUGAAGGCCGUCUUGGAAGCACAUGGGCAGACAUGAGUGAGAUGGAAGCUCCAGCAGACCUGCUAGAAUCAAAGCACAUAUUACCAAACAAACAGAAGACUGUAUUAGCCAACUCUCAGGAACGACAUAUCCUCUCACUGGAAAGACAGAGACAAGAGCUUCUGGAGGUGAACAAGCAAUGGGACCAUCAAUUUAGAACCAUGAAACAGCUUUAUGAAAAACAGCUGGCAGAAGUGAAAGCAAAACUGCACGUGUCAGAGAGAAGAGUCAGUGAGCUGGAGGAAGAAAGACAUCGACAUCUUCCAGAGAAAGAGAGAUUGCAGGUCCUGGACAGAGACACACCAUCACAGGAAAUGAAAGAAAUAAAGGUCCUCAGUGAAGCUCUGCAUGAAAUGAAGGAAGAAAACAAGCUCCUGAAGCAGAAGAAUGCAUCAAUGAUAAGAAAACAAGAGCACUACGAGUGUGAAAUAAGUCGUCUCAAUAAGGCUCUUCUGGAUGUGCUGAAAAAGAACUCGUCUGUUCUCGGGACUCCUUCAGAGACUGGUGACAAGAACAGUCUUGAGGACAUGAGAACCCAACUUGAAGUUCUCAAACAACAGGUACAAAUAUAUGAAGAAGACUUCAAAAAGGAGAGAUCUGACAGAGAAAGACUUAAUGAGGAGAAAGAAGCAUUGCAGAAGGCUAAUGAGAGAUUACAGACUCAACUGAAUAAACUAAACUCACAGAUGAAGACCUGUCUGAAAGGAAAGGAACCACAGGAAAGGCAGUUACAGCAGCAGACAAAAGAUAUUCCGGUACAGUCCGAGCGGCUCACCUACCCACCUCCGCUCUUUCUCUCCCCAUGUGUUAAUUAUGGGAGUUGUGGGUUGGUUCUUCACUAUCAAGAUCCUCGAGUCCAUCCAGCGUCUCGCAGAGCACAACAACAGCAACAGCACUCACCAGACUAUCAGUGGUAUGUUCCUGACCAGUUUCCUCCAGAUGUUCAGCACAAGGCAAAGGAUUCAUCAUCAGAGAAAGGAGCCCAUCGCUGACAGCCUUUGACCUGAAGAUGUGUACGCCCAAGACUGCAAGCUAGUCCUGCAAUUUCAUUAUUUGGUUUUGUUCUGUUUUUGUUUCGGUUUUUGGUGUGUUUUUUGUUUGUUUGUUUGUUUGUUUGUUUGUUUGUUUGUUUUUAAUUUUGUUGGUCCCAGCUCUUCAGUGCAUGUUAUUUAUGCCUUGUGAAAUCCCUGUGAUGACAAUAGAAAAGCUGAUCGUUCAGGCUAGAGAUCCUCACGAUCCAGUUAAAACUCAACUGGGAAGUGUUAAUGCCCUUUGUUCUGAAGAUGCUGUUUGUGCUGGCUAUUUGUUAAGAAGCCUUGUGAUAAAAGAUGUAGCUAUUGCUCGGGCUUUGGAAGACAGUUGCGUCUGGUUUGAAUUCAAGAGCUUCCAGCUCUAUAGUGCUGUGAUUCUUUCUGUUUAAGGAUUAUAAUUGUUUUUAUUUGAUUCCUGGGAAUGAUUUGUUGAUGUACCACCUUGAAUUCUGUAGGUUUUCUUGGUUGUGUGUUAAAAAGGAAAUGCAUUUCACUGUUUUAACAUGUUUUUGCAAUUGGGAUCAGGUACCACUGAUGCUAGGCCAGGAACAAGGUGCCUAUUCCCAUUCUGAGUCCAGGCCAGCCCUCCUUUUGAAACAAUAAUUCUUUUUCUAUCCAUACUUAUUUGUAUCCAUAUAAUUUUUGUCUAAGUGUUUCAUGAGUUUAACUUCAUGGUGAAAGAAAAUUUAUAUUUCCAAAGAGUUCUUGCAAGGAAUCCCACUGUAAUGAAUCUGAACAUUGUUAUGUGACCUCCAAUCAGAGAAUAAAGCCUGGGUUUCUAAACAAAAUUGUAUUAGGACUAUGAGACUUUUCUAAAACUCUGGUGAAUGGCUGUUCAUCAAGCGCUGCCUCGUAACCCACUUGCCAGACUGCCUCUUCCCUUCAGGCUCUUGGUGAAGGAGGUACCCCAACCUGCUGGGACCCCACCUAGAGGAAGAAGUGGGGACAUAGUGCCAGGAGCCAUGUGAGAUGUCCUGUGUGUUUUCCUGAUAACACAGAAGUAGUUAAUACGAGUUGAAAUUUUUACUCAAGCAGAUUUUUGAUCUAUAUGAAGACAGAGAGAGAUCAGCUGGAAAAGGUUUGUGUGUCAUUUCUGCAUUUAGAACAGAUAUUUUAAUUCCCAGCAACAUACAAAGGCAUUAAAAUAAUAACCAUAUAGGAUGAAACGUGUUGUGAGUUUGAUUUUGGACACACUGGGGAAGAGCCCAUGGAAAAGGACUUUUCUACUGUUACAUUUUACUGCAAUGCUGCUCUUGCCUAUGCUGAUUAAAGAAAAGUUUUCCUAACUUACAAUAAAGAACUGGGAAGUGCCUGAGCGAAGCACCGAGUGAACUGAGCUCUGGAGAGAAAUUGCUUUUUCACGAUCUAUUGAAAAUUAGAGUUUUAAUUGCAAGAUUAGCCCCAGAACAAACUCCCUGCCUGUUAGAUAGAGAGGAGUUUUUAUCGCUGUGUGAAUUUGCAGUUGGCUUGCAGACAGUAUAGCAGCAGAUCGCUUAACUAGCAAACAGUGUAAGAGCGCGACUCCCGAUUAGCUAUUUGGCUAAUAAGGGUGAGAUCAUGGAAAAUGCUAAUGCGGUGCCUUCGGAAAAUCCAAUUAUAAUGUAGCCCGGCUCAAUGCAGGCUCCCAGCAGGUGACCAGUGUUGUGGGCAGGGCACCCUGCACUCAAAGGCGCCGUGCCUUCCCCAAACAGACCAGCUUCUGUGUGGCUGCUGUGGGAGGCAACAAACCUCGCUUCAUUCAUUUCGAUGUUUUCCCCAACACGCUUCGAAGGUUUGUGCCUUCCAUUGGUGGAGCUUAACUCAUUAUCUUGCAACUUGUGCAAGCAUUAUCUGGCCCAAGCAGAUGAUUCAACGCAAGCC
Phasianus colchicus (ring-necked pheasant) is the source of this 3268-nucleotide messenger RNA. NCBI's taxonomy places the organism in Eukaryota, Metazoa, Chordata, Aves, Galliformes, Phasianidae. The record is from RefSeq and is a predicted model, not a curated record.